AUGUCACAACCUACCAUCAUCCCUCUCACCCCAUCUUCCUCUUCCUCUUCCUCCUCGAUUUCCAAAAGGAAAAACAUAUCUUCGGCAACGACCUCACUUGGACAAGAAUCGAUCGAACAUACCGUGCAAAUAUUGCACCAGAUAUGUGCUCACGAACAUGUUUUUCACGAGUUCUUCGCUGUAUUGGAUAAGUUGGAGAAGCCGCCGGUGAGAGCGACUGAGGGGUUAUAUUAUGAUAGGAAGGGGUUGUUCGUCGAUCCUCGGACCGGACUAUUAGCUAAGAGGGAGGAUGACAUGGAGGUAUUGCAGGGGAUGAUGAAGAAGAUUACGAACUAUCAAAGAGUCCUGCCCGAAAAUGUUAUCCCAGAAUACUGGCUUGACAAGAUUGAGCAUAAUUUCCUCUCAGCACUAUCUAAUGUUCAAAUCCACCUGCGUUCCGUCCCGGAACUAGAUCAUCAAGCAGGUUUGUUCGCCAAACCCAUUCCACCUAUUCUAUCUCCUACAUCGACGAAGACGAGGAAAAGGAAAGUACCAAAUUAUGCUUCUGGUAAACAUAAAGGUGAUAUAUCCGUUAGUGGAAUAGAAUUCAUUCUCAUCUCUUUUCCAUCAGAGAUUGAUGAUCCAGUGGAUCUGGGAUUCAACGAUCAAUUGAUGUUUGAGGAAUGGCAUGGUGAGAAGGAAAUUACUUGUAUAGGUCUGGGUAUGGCCAGAGUCAUCAACCAUAGAUGCAGUGAAAAUGUGUGUUGGCGAUUCCCAAGGGAUAAAAUGGAUUUCCAUACUGGUUUGCAAGAUGUAGGAUGUCUGAUUGGAUACUUCAAUAGAAAGAAGAAAUUGUUUGUCGGAGAACAGUUAUUUGCGUUUUAUUCCAAGAAUUUCGCUAGAAAUGAGUGUCGAUGUCAAAGUCGAGCGUAUCAUCCCCCUGGUCCGGAUCCAUUACCUACACCGCCCUCAUCUACUCGUUCCAAUGUAUCUCAAGUUCACACCCCAUCCUACACUAAUCCUCCUACUCCUACAUCGCUCAGCAGUCAAUCCCGAUGCAGAAAAUCAACCAAUCAGGGAACUACCGUCGGCGAUCCUGCCACAAAGAAACUUUAUGCUGACCCAGAUGAUAAUGAAGAUUUGGAUGCUCUAAGAUCUAUCUCACCGCCGGUUGCGAAACGACUUCGAACUGUAUUAUCGCCAGAAUCAGAUCUUGCAGAUAAUAAUGAGGAUUUCUUUGGGCAGAAAACUUCUAUACCUACGGAAGCAGAGGUAGUCCUCGAACAGCCAACACACGUUGUAUCUCUCGUUGAAGGCCUAGGAGUCAAGGGUAGCAGUUGGGAUACUCCGAUUGAGGUCGACUUCGAUGACGAAUUGUUGGAUGGUGGUACCUCACUGGACGUUGGACUGGAUGAUGGUACAGUAGAUUACGGACGCUUGAUAGUCAUUAUGGACGACGAAGGAGUUGAAGAUGAGAUUAAGGAAUCAGAUUUAGCAAGAGAGGAAGAAGAUGGGAGUGAAAUGAAUGGACUGGAAUCGAUCGACGAAGACGAAUGGCAAGCGAUAGUGAAGAGAAGGCUAUGCAACUCGACGACUCAUGGGUUCAAUGAUACCCGUGUGUCUGUAUACCCAUUGGCCCGCAAGGAAGAAGAAGAAGAAGAAAUCCAAUUUGUCAAGAUCGUCUCCAAGAAUCGUAACUGGACUGAAAAUGCUGUUGGGGGUUCAGUCAUAGAGCGAGAAACAGAAGAUCAAUUCACAGGUAGAUCAUCCAGGAGCAAACUGGAUUAUACAGGAUCUUGA
Molecule: messenger RNA, 1779 nt
Organism: Kwoniella mangroviensis CBS 8507
Lineage: Eukaryota; Fungi; Basidiomycota; Tremellomycetes; Tremellales; Cryptococcaceae
Exons: 7
Coding region: 1-1779 (592 amino acids)
Source: RefSeq, a predicted model, not a curated record